ACAAACGUGCAGCCAAUUCUGAGAUCCCGCAGAAAAAAAACCUCGCGUUUUACAAUGGCUUCGUCUUCUUCUUCUUCUUCUUCUUCUGCGUCUGAUUCCUUCAAUGAAGAGAUUUUGGUGAGGAGACAACAGAAAAAAGGAUCCCCUGUGAAGUUCUUGAUACCUCUAAUAUAUGCUCCUGUUCUUCCUCUCAUUCGAAUCGUGUUUCGAAGAAAUCCAGUUUUAAGAGAUCGAUUGUUCACAGGAGUAUUAGCAGGAGCUUUCGCCCAUGGGGCUUACUUGGUAUCUGACCUGUAUGAUUCUGAGAGCAAGUCGUAAUCCAAGAGCUGUCUGAAGAACCAAGUUUUACACAACAUUUUGCAGUUUGCCAUUGCUAUUCAACUUUGACUAACUAAUGCUUAUAUAGAACGAGCUAACGUUUUCUGGCUGCGGCUUGGGUUAGUUAAUUUGUCUCUUCCUUCCUUUCUUGGUUUCCUCUUUUGUGGUUCUUGUGGAAAAUACAGGUUAUUGCCGAAAUAAAAAAUAUCGCACAGACAUUUAUAAUGUCAUAAAUGCUUGCUGUUAACAUUUUGGAUACUAUGGUAAAGUAUAAAACUAAAAAUAGUAUUCAUUUUGAAUUUUUGAACUCUUUAA
Messenger RNA from Papaver somniferum (opium poppy), 633 nucleotides. RefSeq lists its product as uncharacterized. NCBI's taxonomy places the organism in Eukaryota, Viridiplantae, Streptophyta, Magnoliopsida, Ranunculales, Papaveraceae. The transcript has 4 exons. Gene Ontology annotation, cellular component: chloroplast. The record is from RefSeq and is a predicted model, not a curated record. The coding region runs from base 55 to 318 and encodes 87 amino acids.